Molecule: messenger RNA, 3224 nt
Organism: Acomys russatus (golden spiny mouse)
Lineage: Eukaryota; Metazoa; Chordata; Mammalia; Rodentia; Muridae
Gene: Stk26
Product: serine/threonine kinase 26
Exons: 12
Coding region: 283-1533 (416 amino acids)
Biological process (GO): protein phosphorylation
Molecular function (GO): protein kinase activity; ATP binding
Source: RefSeq, a predicted model, not a curated record
CGUUCGGGCGGGUUGCUGGGGCGCCUCCACCUCCUCUUCCUAAAGCGGCGAGGCGCAGCCGAGCGGCAUCACUGGAGCCCAGGUCCCAGCCACCGCCGUACGUACAGCCUUGCGUUCAGGAAGAGGAGCAGCACCACAGUUGGCCGAGACCUCGGCGGGUGGGCAUCAGAGAGGCCCAGAUCGAGAAGCCUAGGAGAGCAGCCGAGCUACCCCCGUAGGAGGAGCCAGUCUAAGUCCAAGGCGCCACCACCGCGAAAGCAGCGCAAAGUAGCUAUCGUCUCCAUGGCCCACUCACCGGUGGCUGUCCAAGUGCCCGGGAUGCAGAAUAAUAUAGCUGAUCCGGAAGAACUAUUCACAAAAUUAGAGCGCAUUGGAAAAGGCUCCUUUGGAGAAGUUUUCAAAGGAAUCGAUAACCGUACUCAGCAAGUGGUUGCAAUUAAAAUCAUUGACCUUGAGGAAGCCGAGGAUGAAAUAGAAGACAUCCAGCAAGAAAUAACGGUUUUGAGUCAGUGCGACAGCUCAUAUGUUACAAAAUACUACGGCUCCUAUUUAAAGGGUUCAAAACUAUGGAUAAUAAUGGAAUACCUAGGUGGAGGUUCAGCAUUGGAUCUUCUGCGCGCCGGCCCAUUUGAUGAGUUCCAGAUCGCCACCAUGCUCAAGGAGAUUUUGAAAGGUCUGGACUAUCUACAUUCUGAAAAGAAAAUUCACCGAGACAUUAAAGCUGCCAAUGUCUUGCUUUCAGAGCAAGGUGAUGUUAAACUGGCUGACUUCGGAGUUGCUGGCCAGCUGACUGAUACACAAAUUAAAAGAAACACCUUUGUAGGAACUCCAUUUUGGAUGGCUCCUGAAGUUAUUCAACAGUCUGCUUAUGACUCUAAAGCUGACAUUUGGUCUUUGGGAAUUACUGCUAUUGAACUUGCCAAGGGCGAGCCUCCGAAUUCUGACAUGCAUCCAAUGAGAGUUCUGUUUCUUAUUCCAAAAAACAACCCCCCAACUCUUGUUGGAGACUUCACUAAGUCUUUCAAGGAGUUUAUUGAUGCUUGCCUGAAUAAAGAUCCAUCCUUUCGUCCCACAGCUAAAGAACUUUUGAAACAUAAGUUCAUUGUGAAAAAUUCAAAGAAGACUUCUUAUCUGACUGAACUGAUCGAUCGAUUUAAGAGAUGGAAGGCAGAAGGGCACAGUGAUGAUGAAUCUGAUUCUGAGGCCUCUGACUCGGAAUCCACCAGCAGGGACAGUAAUACUCACCCUGAGUGGAGUUUCACCACUGUGCGAAAGAAGCCUGAUCCAAAGAAACUACAGAAUGGGGAAGAGCAAGAUCUUGUGCAAACCUUGAGCUGUUUGUCUAUGAUAAUCACACCUGCAUUUGCCGAACUUAAACAGCAGGAUGAGAAUAAUGCAAGGCGAAACCAGGCAAUUGAAGAACUUGAGAAAAGUAUUGCCGUGGCUGAAGCUGCCUGUCCUGGCAUCACAGAUAAAAUGGUGAAGAAAUUAAUCGAAAAAUUUCAAAAGUGUUCUGCAGAUGAAUCCUCCUAAGAAAUUUGUUGUCAUUAUUGUUGGCUUGUGUUUCAUAUGGACCCAGAGAAACCCACCAAAGCUAUGUCAACCUUAAUAACGCUUAUUAUUAACUCAUGAGCUCCAUGUGCCUUUUGGAUCUUUGCGACAUUGAAGAUUUAGAAGAAGCUAUUCAGCUAUUUUGUGAUGGUGGCUAUCAUUUUGUAUUUUAAAGAGGUUAGUUUGUAAGGAAUAAUUUUAAUACUAUAGUUUUGCCUGUAUUGUAGUAAAUGUUGAGAUACAGUUUUCUGAUUUUAGGUACCAUUAUUUCUUAUGUUACUGGAAGAUAUGUUGUUUGGUUUGGAAUCUUCAGUUAACUGUACACUCAUACAGGUCUUUCAAUGUCAUCCUAAUUUUCAAACAUUUGUAAGGCAUCAAGCUUCAUAAAGUAUCCUUUUUUCCCCCCCACACAGGAAUAUUCUAAAAAUGACUGUUUGUAGUGGGGUAGAAAUAAGGAAUGCCUUCUUAAAACAAGUGUUUUUAAGAAGCUCUUGGAAAAAAAAACACCUAGAAAAGUAUUGAUGUUCCUAACAAGUUAUUCUGAAUUCCAGGCAGCUCCAUGUUUUAUCACAUUCGAGAACCUUGUCUUUGAAGCAUUUCCAGGCAGUACGUAGCAGCAGAAGUACCUCUUGGUGGAUUUAUCUCCUCUUUCAGAGGGAAGAAUGAAUUAAUGCUUAUUUAGCAUAGUUAGACAUUUAAAGUAAUCUCUUAUACCCAAGGAUGGGGGUCUGGUUAGAUUGGAGGUGUUAGUUUUGCUUUGAUGAGCUCAAAUCACAUUUCACAUGCUUGGAUUUUAGAAAACUUUUAACAACCUUUUUGUCUUGGGACUAAAUACCUGAUCAAUGGAUGUAAACAUAACUUCCCACCAGCAUCUUUUGCCAUGGUAAUGCAUUUUCAUAGAAAUUAUUUAUCCAUUUUGCUUUAUAAUUAUCCACACAUAAGCACAAUGUGCUCAAUUUUGAAAGGGUAUUUAAAUGAACUUUGUCCAGUGCAUAUGAAAAUACCAUAGGGCAGAAUAAUUUCUCUUCAUGCAACGAUAACAUAGACUGUACAGUUAAUUUUCAGUUCUAUUUAUGGUACUGUUAAGUGGGUAAUAUCCUUUUUUUUUCUUAGCCAUAUAGAUAUAUAAUGCUUGCCUAGGUGCUGAACUGGGGCUAUAGUUUUGUAGUUUUAGAGUUGUUGAUACUGAUUAAUUUCAAUAGCUAAGAUUUUAAUGUUUUUAUCUGCAUAUUUGAUUUUUGCACAAAACAUUUUUAAAAUAUUUGAAUAACUGCCAAAUAUUAAAAGAAAGAUGUACAAGUAAACAAUACAGCUCUUACUUGAAAUGACCAUUGCAUCCCUUCUUUUAAAAGAGAAGUACAAACACUCGAGAAGGUGUGAUAUCAUACGCCAAGAGCAUUCUUUUCAUUGGUGCCUAUACGUGCUUUGAAUUGAUUGUAUUUUGAAGUAAUGAUUUGGUUAGAUUUUUCAUCUGCUUUGUAACUGAAACUCAAUUAGGUGGAUUACAUUCAUAUUUUUGUAAAAAUAAAAUCAACGAGUUCAUAAAUGGAUUGUGUAAAACCUUACCACACCUGUGCAUCUCAAAUACAACCUGUAUUGCUUAAUCAAUAUAGCCUUAGCCCUGUAGAUUGUUUCUAGGUGAAGCAUAUGUUGGUGUUUGGGGAUUUUAAAAA